Messenger RNA from Bactrocera oleae (olive fruit fly), 1307 nucleotides. RefSeq names its product Copper transporter 1B (gene Ctr1B). Gene Ontology annotation, cellular component: plasma membrane. Gene Ontology annotation, biological process: copper ion transmembrane transport. NCBI's taxonomy places the organism in Eukaryota, Metazoa, Arthropoda, Insecta, Diptera, Tephritidae. Gene Ontology annotation, molecular function: copper ion transmembrane transporter activity. The record is from RefSeq and is a predicted model, not a curated record.
CUGUCUUACAAAUGUAACAUUUAUUAUGCGCUCAUCCGUGUAUGUAUAUAUACGUAUGUGUAUGUGUAAGUGUUUUAAUGCAAUUACAACAAUAGCGCAAAACGAUCGGCUACUCGUCUCUUUUUGUACUCUUUUGCUCUGCUAAAUUCAUACAACCGACUCCCAACCACCCCGUAGACAUUGUUGUUGUUGUGCGAGUAUCUGUUAUCUAUGGGCGUAAAUAUUUAUUCUCGUUCGCUCGUUCGGAUUUAUUUGUUGAAACGUUUUUCCUUAAAAAAGCCCAAACUAGCUAUAUUGCAAACCAGUACAGGUCUUACUCUCGCUUUGUGUGUGCGUCUAGCUAGCUAGCAGACAAAUCGUCCGGUGAACGACGAAGAUUAGUGACCACAGUAGUGACUACGGUGCUUAAAGCGACGACACUCGGCGUCAUUAUUACUGUAGCUUUGAUUACGUGCUCUCGUUCUGCAAAGUUGUACCGCGAUAAUUUCCUUACUAACUAAAUAAUAUUAAUAAUAACAAAAACAUUAUAAAUUAUUUAUCAAAAUGGAUAUGGAUACGCAUGGUAAUGAUAGCACGGCGACGACAGAUUUUUGUCCAAUGAUCAUGGUGUUCCAUGGCGGACAUUGUGAGCGCAUACUUUGGAGCGGUUGGGUAGCCAGUACAUACGUAGAAUUCAUAUUAUCUUGUUUAGCAAUUGUUGUGAUGAGUUUUCUCUAUGAGGCGUUGAAAUUUUUGCGCCAACAACUUAUCAAACGUGCUGUCCGGAAAGAAGCUGAACGUAUCAAUUUGGAAUUGGAGUCAAAACAGAUUACUAGUAGCACUUCUGGGUCGAUUGGACGUAAUUCCAGAGAAGCUUUAGCUGACAUACGUGUAACAAAAGCAAAUUAUAUCCAGUAUCCAAUGACAUCGACACACAUCAUUACGUCACUACUAUUUUUCAUACAAGUCGCUCUCUCUUAUUUGUUGAUGUUGGUUUUCAUGAAUUAUAACUACUGGUUAUGUCUAUCAGUUGUUGUCGGUUUAGGUUUCGGUUAUUUCAUUUUCGGUUGGUCUCAACACGAUGCUUAUGAUAAUGAAUGUUGUCAUUAAAUAAUAAACAUUUAUUCAGUAUUAUUGUAAUUAAGUGUGAGUUUUCGCAAAAAAUUAUCUGUAUAGUUUGUGAAAACAUUUUUUUGUGCACAAUUAGAUUAAAAACAAGAUUUUAAAUAUUCUAUAUAAUAUUUCUACCAUACUAACAUAUUUUUGUAUAUAGUAUGCAUAUAUUUUUACUACAAAUAAUAUCAGAAAAUUCAAAUGAAAUUUUAAAA